AUGGCGUCUUGCGGUGGCCUUGUGUCUAUAGUCUUAUUGGCAAUCUUUGUCAUUCAAGUAAUCGAAUUCGGUCAUUCCAAUGCUUCGACCAAUGUAAGCUGUAUUGGUGUAGAAAGGGAAGCUCUUCUGAAGUUCAAGCAUGGUCUCACUGAUCCUUCGAGACGCCUGUCAUCGUGGGUUGGAGAGGAAUGCUGCAAGUGGGAAGGGGUCGAAUGCAACGAGAAGACUGGUCAUGUCUUGAAGCUCGAUCUUCAUAAUCCAUAUACUGGAGAGAUUUAUAUUGACAACUUCAUACCUUCAAGUAAGUGCAGGCUGGGAGGUAACAUAGCUCCUUCCUUAACUAAACUAAAGUAUUUGAAGUAUUUGGACCUCAGUGUCAAUAACUUUGCAACCCAGAAAAUCCCAAUGUUCUUUGCUUCUCUUCAGAAACUAGAGUAUCUUAACCUCUCAUAUGCAAGGUUCGACGGACAUAUUCCUAGGCAGCUCAAUAACCUUUCCAAAUUAGAGUACUUAGAUCUUAGUAGUGACUCUGAUCUGGGUUAUUUAACCUCAAACGACCUUGAUUGGGUGUCGAAAUUAUCUUCCUUGAAAUACUUGCACAUGUCUGGUGUUGGCCUUUCGAAGGCCAAAGAUUGGUUCGGUUCCAUUAACAUGCUUUCAUCUUUGCAAUCUUUAGGAUUGAGCAAUUGUCAAUUGCAAGUUAUUCCUAGCACUUUGCAGGCCAAUUUCACCUCUCUUAGAUUUCCUGAUAUUAGUUCCAAUUAUAUAGAUUCUUCUAUCCCGCCAUGGAUCUACAACUUGAGCAAGCUAGAACAUAUUGAUUUGUCUACCGCCUUUCUUAAUGAAGGCCGUCUUCCCACGGCAAUCAUUGAGAAUAAUCAAAGGAUUGCCUUGUUUGACAUGUCUUGGACUUUCCUACUAGGUGAAUUUUCAAAAAACUUGAGCAGUCUUUGCAAAUUGCAAGUGGUACGAUUAAGAGGUAACAACUUCAAUGGAAAUAUCUCCAUCAUCUCAAAUGGUCGUCUCGGUUGUGUACAAAGUAAGUGGAAGAUCUUUGAUGUUUCUGAGAAUCACUUUGGUGGUGACCUACCAAAUCAAUUUGGAGAUUUUAGAGAACUAGAACACCUUGAUCUUUCAUUCAACUCGAUUUCUGGUUCUAUUCCUGCCAAUUUGGUGGAGCUAUCAUCUCUAAGAGAGUUGUAUCUAAGCGAUAACAAAUUAAGCGGGACCAUUCCAGAGAGUAUUGGGCGACUAUCAAAUCUAAAGAUCAAUCGACCCGUGACAAGUGGUAUCAGAGCAACGAUAGGCAAAGGAGCGACGGAACCACGAUCCGAUGUAUCGUCCCAAACUGAGAAAGGUGGAGGCGAUGAUCGUGGGAGGGCUCCCGAGAAGCAAGGCGCCAAGGCGAAGAAGGACCGUGCUAGCUCAAGUUCAAGAGAUAUGGUUGGUGAUUUAGAGACCCGCAUGGCGAAGGUGGAGAUCGCCAUGGCAGACGUCCAAGGAAUGGUCGAGGAUAUGUCCGCACGCAUCGAAGGAGGUGAGACUGGAACGGGGGAACUUGAGGCCGAGGUGCUGGAGCUCAAAUCCGAGUUCGGAGAACUCCGAGGGGAGAUGCUGGGCAACUUGACCGACACCACCAAUGAACUUCAGCAACGGGACAAUGCCUUGGAAGCCUUGGUGGAGGUUAUGCACGCAGAGACGGCCGAACUUAAGGCGAAAGUUGCCGAAAUGGAAGGAGCACGCGUGAACGAGGUGAUCACCGUGUAA
Molecule: messenger RNA, 1767 nt
Organism: Syzygium oleosum
Lineage: Eukaryota; Viridiplantae; Streptophyta; Magnoliopsida; Myrtales; Myrtaceae
Product: receptor-like protein EIX2
Exons: 2
Coding region: 1-1767 (588 amino acids)
Molecular function (GO): protein binding
Source: RefSeq, a predicted model, not a curated record